GCGCUCAGCCGACACACACACCGCAAAAGGCCCACGAGAAGACCCCGCCGGCCCGCCCUCUCCCUCCCCACCUCUACUCCACCUCCAAUCCUCCCCGUUGCUGUCCCGCCGGCGUCGAAGCUCGAGAGAAGGGUGAGCACCUUGCCGCGAGGUGUGUCCGGUGAGCUAGCUAGGGACGCGCCAGCUCGUGCUGAUCUGACCUGGAAGCUCUGGAGGCGAUGAAAGCGCUCGGACGGGCGAUGAGGUGGGCUUCCUGCUGCAAGCUCUCGGACGGGGAUGAACCAGGUAGGAGGAAGAAGGACGCAUCGUGGCGGAUCUUUUCACUGAAGGAGCUUCAGUCAGCAACGAACAAUUUCAAUUACGAUAACAAGGUCGGCGAGGGUGGGUUUGGCAGUGUCUAUUGGGGCCAGCUCUGGGAUGGGUCACAGGUUGCUGUGAAGAGGCUCAAGAGUUGGAGCAACAAAGCUGAAACAGAAUUUGCUGUCGAGGUGGAGAUUCUGGCACGGGUGAGGCACAAGAGCCUUUUAAGCUUGCGCGGAUAUUGUGCUGAAGGCCAGGAACGCUUGAUAGUCUAUGAUUAUAUGCCAAACCUGAGCAUACACGCCCAACUUCAUGGACAGCACGCAGCAGAGUGCAAUCUCAGUUGGGAAAGAAGGAUGAAGAUCGCCGUCGAUUCCGCAGAAGGGAUCGCUUAUCUGCAUCACCAUGCGACGCCACACAUCAUUCAUAGAGAUGUCAAGGCGAGCAACGUUCUCCUGGAUUCGAAUUUCCAAGCUCGGGUUGCUGACUUUGGGUUCGCCAAGCUAGUUCCAGACGGCGCGACGCAUGUCACCACAAGGGUGAAAGGCACACUCGGUUAUCUCGCACCAGAGUACGCGAUGCUUGGGAAGGCCUCUGAAAGCUGCGAUGUCUUCAGUCUCGGAGUCAUGCUCCUAGAGCUUGCCAGCGGGAAAAAGCCAGUGGAGAAGCUUAACCCCACCACGAAGCGAACCAUAGCUGAGUGGGCUCUUCCUCUAGCUCGGGACAGGAAGUUCAAGGAAAUUGCCGAUCCAAAGCUCAAUGGUAGCUUCGUCGAGGACGAGCUGAAGCGAAUGGUGCUCGUUGGGCUCGCCUGUUCCCAGGACAAGCCAGAGCAGAGACCCGUAAUGUCUGAAGUCGUCGAGCUGCUCAGAGGAGAAUCUACCGAGAGGCUUUCCAGGCUGGAGAAUGGUGAUCUGUUCAAGCCUGAUAUCUCGUUCCAUGGCUCAUCCGGACCUGAUAGCUCGGACUGCGUCACGGAGGAGAGGAGUCCCAAGGCAGAUGCGACAGAGGAGGCUGUUGAUUCAAGUGAGACGGUUCCCUCAGCAAGGUAGUGUGAUGCACGGUGGUGUACUGUCAGUAGGUGCCCUGAGCUCCUUGCCUGGGGGAAAUGUGUUUAUCAGUUCAUUUUUGUGGUUAUUCCUUGCUAUUUAGCAAGUUAAUCUGGGAGCCUCCUUGCCCGGUUC
Molecule: messenger RNA, 1484 nt
Organism: Zea mays
Lineage: Eukaryota; Viridiplantae; Streptophyta; Magnoliopsida; Poales; Poaceae
Product: BRASSINOSTEROID INSENSITIVE 1-associated receptor kinase 1
Exons: 4
Coding region: 219-1352 (377 amino acids)
Biological process (GO): protein phosphorylation
Molecular function (GO): ATP binding; protein kinase activity
Source: RefSeq, marked provisional